CACGAAACGUGUAGGUGUGUACUGUGUGCGACAAUUCCCCCCCGUCCGUCAUCCCAUCAGUCAUCAGGCUCCACUAUACCACCAUGGGUGAAACCACCAACAGCGCGACAUUGGCCAUUGGCCUUGCAAGCGCCUCGCUGUGUGCCUAUCUGGUCCACCUCGUGUUGCAGUGGCGACGUCUGUCGCAUGUCCCAGGUCCCUUCUGGGCAGCCCUCUCCAAGGGCUGGAUGGUUAGGGAAUCCCUCAAGGGACGACAGCCAAUCUCGUUCAAAGACGUCAACGACAAGUACGGUUCGCUUGCGCGUGUCGGGCCAAAUGAGCUCAUCACAAACGACCCAGACGUGAUGCGGAGGAUGAUGGCCGUCCGCUCUACCUACACGAGAGGGCACUGGUACAAUGCGAUGAAAUUCGAUCCCACCCGCGAUAACCUGUUCUCGAUGCGCGAUGAGGUUGCACAUACCAAGCUGCGAAGCAAGAUGGCCGCCGGGUACUCUGGGAAGGAAAACGAAUCCAUGGAAGGCUCCAUCGACGCGCAGAUUGCGCAACUCAUCCACCUAAUCGAGACCAAAUACCUCUCCACCGCUGACAGCUACCAACCGAUGAACUUUGACGAGAAGGCGUCGUUCUUCACUCUGGAUGUCAUUAGCACCUUGGCUUUUGGACAGGCCUUUGGCUUUCUCACGCAAGAUGGCGAUGUUUACGACUAUCUGAAGAUCACCAAGACGUACAUUCCGAUCAUGAUGAUCAUAGCAAACGUACCUACCCUGGCAGAUCUUCUUCAGUCGCGCUUUCUCCGAGGCUUGCUCCCAUCCGAGAGCGACAAGCUUGGCUUUGGUGCUUUCAUCGGCGUCGCCAAGAAGGUGGUAGCAGAGCGUUUUGGGCCCAAAGCCAUCUCUCGUCCUGACAUGCUUGGCUCCUUCAUCCGCCAUGGGCUUACCCAGGAACAGGCUUCCGGCGAGGCAUUGCUCCAGGUCGUUGCUGGUAGUGACACGUCGGCUGGCACCGUUCGGGCCGUCAUGUUGUACCUUUUGACUAACCCGACUACCUACCAGAAACUGCGCAUGGAGAUUGACAGAGCAACUGCAGCAGGAAACGUCUCUUCGCCUAUCAAGGACACCGAAGCACGCCAGUUGCCAUACCUUCAGGCCGUCAUCAAGGAAGGUCUUCGUCUUAUGCCGCCAGCGUCCGGUGUCAUGUUCAAGGAGGUCCCUCCUGCAGGAGACGUAAUUGAUGGCAAAUUCAUCCCCGGAGGCACAAACAUCGGAUCUUCACCAUUGGGCAUCCAUCGCUCCAAGAACAUCUUUGGCCCUGAUGCAGAUCUCUUCCGACCUGAGCGUUGGAUAGUCGCAAGUCCUGAGAAGUUUGCUGACAUGUCAAGCACCGUCGAUCUAGUCUUCCACUAUGGCAAAUACCAGUGCCUUGGCAAAUCUGUAGCGCUUAUGGAGUUUAACAAGCUCUUUGUUGAACUCUUGAGAAAGUUCGAUUUCUCCAUUGCCAACCCUGAGAAACCCGCUACCAUCUCAAAUGCGGGAAUCUGGAUCAUGGAAGAUUUCUGGCUUCGAAUUGAACACCGAGACUCGUAGGACUCGAACAAGAGAACAUCGAACAAGCAAGAAAGCCUCAAGUCUGAGAUAGCACUGUGGCAUUGUAUAUUGCUUUGGCUUCUUACAGUCUUUACGCGCAUACUACGUUUCACAUAAUAUAGCAAGCAACCAAUGAAAUCAGUACUAUAAACAGAUAAUGUGC
Cucurbitaria berberidis CBS 394.84 is the source of this 1746-nucleotide messenger RNA. RefSeq names its product cytochrome P450. Bases 84 to 1583 code for a protein of 499 amino acids. The transcript has 7 exons. NCBI's taxonomy places the organism in Eukaryota, Fungi, Ascomycota, Dothideomycetes, Pleosporales, Cucurbitariaceae. Gene Ontology annotation, molecular function: monooxygenase activity; iron ion binding; heme binding. The record is from RefSeq and is a predicted model, not a curated record.